CAAAACGGUGUUUUUCUGGGCACCUGUUAUGAAAUGGGGUUUGGUAUGUGCUGGAAUGGCUGAUAUGACCAGGCCGGCAGAGAAGCUGAGCACGGCGCAGUCUGCAGUAUUGAUGGCCACAGGCCUCAUUUGGUCAAGGUACUCUCUCGUCAUUAUUCCUAAAAACUGGGGCCUUUUUGCUGUGAACUUCUUUGUUGGCUGUGCUGGUGGUUCUCAACUCUUCCGAAUAUGGAGGUAUAAUCAGGAGCAAAAGGCAAAACAACAAGAGCAGCAAAAGGAUGCUUAACCCUACAGCCCAGACUCAGCUACGCACAAGCCCUUCCCAGUGGGACCUAGCUUCACUAAUUUUAAUAUUUUCCUCUAAGGAAUGAAAGAGGAAAUCUAAAUGCCUAGAGAGCAAGAGUUUUCUCUUAUCUCUUCUGUUAUGUGCAAAUAACAGAGUAACUCUAUG
Molecule: messenger RNA, 451 nt
Organism: Nothoprocta perdicaria
Lineage: Eukaryota; Metazoa; Chordata; Aves; Tinamiformes; Tinamidae
Gene: MPC2
Product: mitochondrial pyruvate carrier 2
Exons: 4
Coding region: 29-286 (85 amino acids)
Biological process (GO): pyruvate import into mitochondria
Cellular component (GO): mitochondrial inner membrane
Source: RefSeq, a predicted model, not a curated record